UAUUGUAAUAAAACUACAUGUUUAGAUUGGUGUUCAAUAUCUAUUGACAAGGUUAUCUUUUUAGUGUUUCUUAAAGUGUUCAACAUUUGAUAUCAUACUAACAAGUAGUAUACCAUUAUGCUGAUUUUUUUUUUAGUAUUUAUUAUUUUAUGGUCAACUCCAGUGUGUUCUGUUCCUGAGCAAAUCGACAUCACUCAAUUCUCGGCCAAUGACAUAAGCAACCUCUAUCUAAGCGACAGCUUUUCAGAUGUUUUUUUGGUUGUGGACGGAGAACGACUUCCCGCCCAUCGUAGUUUAUUAGCCUCAAGCAGCAAAUAUUUUAAGGGCUUAUUGUAUGGAGGUCAUAAAGAAACAUAUGACUCGGAGGUGAAAAUAAGCGAAGCACCAGUUACUUUAUUUAAAAUACUUCUUGAGUAUAUUUAUACUGGUCGAAUAAACAUAAGUACUCUUGAGGAUAACGAGGUAUUCGAAUUCAUUAGAAUUUCGGACUUUUUUGGUUUUCCAAAUUUAAAACUUCCAAUAUACGAGUAUUUAAAAAGUAACAUAGAUGUGAACAAUGUGUGUUCAUUCUUUGCUUUUACGCGACGUUAUCCUUAUAAGGAGCUCGUAGACGAAUCACUCAAUUUUAUCGAUAAAAACGCUUUGGAAGUAAUGCAAAAGGAAGAUUUUCUUUCUUUGCCAUCCGAAGCUCUUCAAGAAAUUCUCAAUCGUGACACGUUUUUUGUCAACGAAUUAGUUAUAUUCCGUGCGGUUUGUCGAUGGAUCAAAGAGAAAACCCUGGAUCAUGAUACUAAAAUCAAAGUUUUAUCUGCCGUCAGAUAUCCAUUAAUGAGUAAUGAAGAACUGUCUGAGGCUAGACAAUCACAAGUGGUUAGUUCAGAUAACAUUUCAGAAGCCAUACAAUUUAGAAACACGUGGUCACCAGCUAAUCAUCAAUUUAGAGGACAACAAAAUCCUAAUGUGGACCUUGUUAGUAGUUCACAGAAAUUUCCAUUUGCCGAUGACCAUGAUGGCGGUACUACUAUGAUAAAGUUGCAUAUUCCAUCAUUUAUUAACUAUAUUGAAAUAUCGUUAUGGUUUGAUUAUAUGGUUGACCGUCUAACGGUUUACUCUUAUUACAUUGAAGUUUCAAUGGAUCAGCAAGAUUGGAUACGUGUUCUAGAUUAUUCAAAAUAUAACUGUCGAUUCAUUCAACGUUUGUGGAUUCAACCACGCAUAGUUCGGUAUAUACACUUUGUUGGAACCAACAGUUCUGCUAAUGCGUCCUUCAAAAUUUGGGGAGUCCAGUAUAAAACAAAAAAUAUGCAGAUGGUGGAUAUCGAAAACGGAUUAGUCGUUCCUACCAAUGAUAAUGUCACUUCAAAACAUAGGGGUGCUGGGGUAAUCAAUGGUGAAAGUAGUAUUAAUAAUGGUUCGCUAUUAGAAGACUUCUCAGAACACUACGCGAAGUAUGGAAAAUCCUACUUUAGGUAUGACAGAUACACGUAUCAUCGGCUGGGAUCGGGUUUUAUAUUGGUUCAUCUUGCACAACCGUAUAUACUUAGUUCAAUGAGAUUGCUGCUUUGGGGCGGCAAAGACCAAUUCUACAUUUACAAAAUUGAAGGUUCUCUUAAUAAUCAGGACUGGGAAAUGAUUUCCAACAAAAAUAAGCUGACACAAUCUUGGCAGGUGUUGGAAUUUCUACCUAUACCUGUACUGUACAUUCGUAUUACUGGCAUUUCCAGUUCAACAGGCACAGAUUUUCGUUGUGUGUAUUUGGAGGCUCCUGCUCAAGAAAACAACGAUACAGAUACUACGAUGACAAAUGCACUAACUCAUGCUCUGGUCAUUUAAACCAAACUCCAACUAAAAUCGUCUAUAUUAGUUCGUUGCAGGCUUACCAUG
Messenger RNA from Adelges cooleyi (spruce gall adelgid), 1884 nucleotides. Its product is annotated as BTB/POZ domain-containing protein 9-like. Gene Ontology annotation, biological process: adult locomotory behavior; circadian behavior; modulation of chemical synaptic transmission. Bases 118 to 1833 code for a protein of 571 amino acids. The transcript is spliced from 12 exons. Gene Ontology annotation, molecular function: protein binding. The record is from RefSeq and is a predicted model, not a curated record. Lineage: Eukaryota; Metazoa; Arthropoda; Insecta; Hemiptera; Adelgidae.